This is a messenger RNA of Lachancea mirantina, 588 nucleotides long. NCBI's taxonomy places the organism in Eukaryota, Fungi, Ascomycota, Saccharomycetes, Saccharomycetales, Saccharomycetaceae. The record is from the annotation of a GenBank genome assembly.
AUGGGUCUCUUCAGAAAGAGUAGCAGCAGUUCUGGCGGGUCUGGAGGUCAUCCAGCGGACGUCAAACUGACGAAAGAAGACCGGGAACACUUGAAAAUUCGGACCGCGUCCGUUCACGACCCGAUUCUCGAGGCUGUGCAAGAAGCUCAGCCGUUCGAACAGGCCGCUGACGCUUUCCAAACGACAGACCCAAACAGACAAUCUUACUACUCAGGCGAACAUGCCCAGGGUUUACGCGACGUUUUUGGCCAACCCAUUAACCAACCUGAUAUUUCGAACCCGACACGGUCACGUGACGAGCGUCCUCUCGACACUAUUCGUGGAUUCGAGUAUUCGAUCUCCGGUGACCCCUCGUGGGGCCAACGGCUCGAGACCCAGCAGUACGGGUUUCACGUGCGUCCCGAUUUCCCCAGUUUCGGCAACUCUAACCCUUACAACAGCGGAUCCGGGUAUCCUGCGGGCCCCGGGGCGCCUGUUGGAAGUAGUUACGCAGCUGAACAAGCCGUCUAUACGGCUCCCGCUCCUGCUGAGCAGGCGCAGGGUAAGAAGAAGAAGCGGGGUCUUUUCGGUCGCAAGAAGAAAAACUGA